Molecule: messenger RNA, 1142 nt
Organism: Musa acuminata AAA Group (dessert banana)
Lineage: Eukaryota; Viridiplantae; Streptophyta; Magnoliopsida; Zingiberales; Musaceae
Exons: 5
Coding region: 396-869 (157 amino acids)
Source: RefSeq, a predicted model, not a curated record
GGGGUGUGGGGUGAGGAAUCAGAGGAGAAGGGGCCGGCCCCCGGCGAUCGAUUCCGAGGGGAAGGAAGGGGAAAGUGGGGGCAUCUAGUCGCUCCGGGUAAUCUCUUUCUCGCGGCCCUGCUUUCUCUCCUAUUCAUCCACGAUUUGAUUCUUCGUCGUGUCGGCGCUCCUCUGUAAGGUUUUUUUUUCUUGAUUACUUUGUGAUUCCACGACCCGUCGUCAUCCUCAUCCGGCACCUGCCCGAAGUGCGUAUUCCGGCGAUGACCUGGUGGUUGUUGGCGGAUCUGCACGCUGGGCGAUCUAAUCGUUGAUGUUGGAUCUGAGGGCGGACGCUGGAUAGGUAGAUGCUAUUGUGCGGAUUCGUCACUGGUUAGACCGCUUACCUUCUCGCCGUCAUGGGAAGUUGCCUUGGAUGUUGUACCAAACCUGCUCCUAUUAUUGCUGUUGAUGAGCCUUCAAAGGGUUUGAAAAUCCAAGGUCGAUUAGUGAAGAAACCUAGUAUAUCUGAAGAAUUUUGGAGUACAAGCACAUAUGAAAUGGAAAAUAGUAGAGCUCAUUCACAGAGGAGCAUUUCUUCAAUUAGCACCUUGCCACAAAACUUUGAUCACCAUGGUGGAACUGGAAGCACAAGCAAUCCUCCGGAAAUUGUGAAUCAUGGUUUUCUUCUAUGGAAUCAAACAAGACAGCAAUGGAUUGGAAAAGGAAGGCUUGAAAGCCAGUCAAAGCAAGUUCAAGAACCAAGGUUAAGUUGGAAUGCAACAUAUGACAGUUUGCUUGGGAGCAACAAGCCAUUUCCACAGCCCAUUCCUCUAUCAGAAAUGGUAGAGUUUCUUGUGGACAUCUGGGUGCAGGAGGGAUUGUAUGAUUGAGACCAAAAAAAGGUUUGCUCUCGAAGCUACGCAAACUGUGAAAAGUGAGGUUUGCCAAGAGGUCACCGGCAUGCAAGCUGUGAAAAGUAUGAUUUCAUUGAAGCAGCCAGAUGGUCACUGGUAUUCCUUGUCGGGAUAUCUAACUGUAUAUGGUUUGCUAUCACAAUACCAAUAUGAUCUGUAUUGCUUGCCUAGUUGAGUAUCUUUAGCCAUUGUUGCAAAAGUAAGUACGGAUGUCAAGCAUUAGUCUAAUCGUAUAUCUUUGGAUUGCCA